Messenger RNA from Amaranthus tricolor (Joseph's coat), 1560 nucleotides. RefSeq names its product histidinol-phosphate aminotransferase, chloroplastic. Bases 161 to 1399 code for a protein of 412 amino acids. Gene Ontology annotation, biological process: L-histidine biosynthetic process. The transcript is spliced from 10 exons. NCBI's taxonomy places the organism in Eukaryota, Viridiplantae, Streptophyta, Magnoliopsida, Caryophyllales, Amaranthaceae. The record is from RefSeq and is a predicted model, not a curated record. Gene Ontology annotation, molecular function: pyridoxal phosphate binding; L-histidinol-phosphate:2-oxoglutarate transaminase activity.
CUAAUUUCUAAUCGAUUUGGACUUUGGACAAAAGGAAUCGAUGGCUCUAAUAGUGUUGAAGAAUAACUAGCUUGGUGGCAUUGGCAUCUAUUCUUAACUGUGCUGAAUUCCAGGUAUUAGGGUUUUCCUUCAUACAAACUUUUCACUUCUUCAGGUUUUAAUGGGUGUGAUUGAUCUGUGCAACCCUUCUUCUGUUUGCAUGAUUAAGUCAAGUCUUAGUAAACCCAGUUUUGGAUUUGAGGUGAAUCACAAAAGGGUUUUUGCUAUGGCUUCUACACUGCCUGUUGAACAAGUGAAAAGCCAACAGAGAGUCACUGGGGACUCUUUUAUUAGAACCCAUCUCAGAAACUUAUCCCCUUACCAACCCAUUUUGCCUUUUGAGGUAUUAUCAACUCGCCUUGGUAGGAAGCCUGAGGAUAUUAUUAAAUUGGAUGCAAAUGAGAACCCUUAUGGUCCACCGCCAGAGGUGUUUGAAGCACUAGGGACCUUGCAGUUUCCUUACAUCUAUCCUGAUCCUGAAAGUCGGAGGUUGCGUGCUGCCCUUGCAGAAGACUCGGGCCUUGAGGCUGAUUAUAUUCUUGUAGGAUGUGGUGCUGAUGAGUUAAUUGAUCUUAUCAUGCGUUGUGUGCUGGAACCUGGUGACAAAAUAGUUGACUGCCCACCAACAUUUGCAAUGUAUGAGUUUGAUGCAAAUGUAAAUGGAGCUGCUGUCCUUAAGGUUCUGAGGCAUCCUGAUUUUAGCCUGAAUGUAGAAGAAAUUGCACGGGUUGUUGAAUUAGAGAAACCAAAAUGCAUAUUUCUCACUUCCCCAAAUAAUCCAGAUGGGAGUAUAAUCAGUGAUGAAACUUUGUUGAAGAUUCUUGAUCUUCCCAUACUGGUGAUUCUAGAUGAAGCCUACAUCGAAUUUUCUGGUUUGGAAUCUCGAAUGAAGUGGGUCAAACAACAUGAGAAUCUGAUUGUUCUGCGAACCUUUAGCAAACGGGCUGGUUUAGCUGGCCUUAGGGUGGGAUAUGGAGCAUUUCCUUCUAGUAUAAUCGAGUAUCUCUGGAGAGCGAAACAACCAUAUAAUGUAUCAGUAGCUGCUGAAGUAGCUGCUUGCGCCGCAUUGCAAAAUCCUACUUAUCUAGAAAAUGUCAAAGAUGCUUUGGUGAAGGAACGUGAAAGGCUUUUUAAGCUUUUGCAGGAAGUUCCUUUUCUUAAACCCUCUCCAAGCUUCUCAAACUUUAUUCUUUGCGCGGUUACCUCCGGAAUGGAUGCAAAGAAGCUCAAGGAGGACUUGGCGAAGAUGGGAGUCAUGAUCCGUCACUACAAUAGCAAGGAGCUGAAGGGUUUUGUUCGUGUAUCAGUCGGAAAACCUGAGCACACAGAUGUCUUAAUAAAGUGCCUCAAAGAAUUAUGAUGAUUCACGAGCGCUAACAAUCUUGGAUUGUCAACUGGGUACACAAUUCUUCUCCAACUGGAUUUUAUUAUUCCUGUAAAAACAACCAAAUUCUCGAUUCGUGUCAAAAACUUUGUUCUUGAAAGACAAUCUUAAAAUUUUGAAGUGAAUUUGCCGUCUAA